This is a messenger RNA of Knipowitschia caucasica, 303 nucleotides long. The record is from the annotation of a GenBank genome assembly. Lineage: Eukaryota; Metazoa; Chordata; Actinopteri; Gobiiformes; Gobiidae.
AUGGCUCAUCAGUGUCACAGCAACACCCUCUUCACUCAGCUGCUUAUCAGCAGGAACUGCAUCCCACUUUGUAAGCGCAUCAAGAGCAUCCCACACCGGACAGAACCGGACCGAACAGACCACAAACACAUUGAACCUUGCACCUGUUCCUACGACUUAUUCUUGGUGUUUAUGAGAGAAGAGGCGGGAGGAGAGGAGAGGAGGAGGGAGGAGAGAGGAGUAGGAGGGAGAGGAGUGAGAGGAGUAGGAGGAGAGGAGAGAGGAGUAGGAGAGGGAGAGGAGAGGGAGGAGUUUGUGUUAUAA